GGAGGACCUCGCUCCCGGAACCCCCCGCUCCGCUCGUCCCAGCGGGCGCGGAGACGUACACCUGCCCCGGCAGCCGGGAACCGAGGGCGGGUGGGGAGGCCUCGGCUCCUCUGCUGGGCGGCACUGACCAUGGCGCUGGCCGCCGCCGCCGCCGCCGCCGCCGCCGGGGUGAGCCAGGCGGCGGUGCUGGGCUUCCUGCAGGAGCACGGCGGCCAGGUGCGCAACUCGGAUCUGCUGAGCCGCUUCAAGCCCCUGCUGGAUGCGGGCGACCCACACGGCCGCGCCGCCCGCAGGGACCGCUUCAAGCAGUUUGUCAACGACGUGGCGGUGGUGAAGGAGCUCGACGGCGUCAAGUUCGUGGUGCUGAAGAAGAAGCUGCGGCCCCGGGAGGCACCAGAGCCCCUGCCCUCGUGCGUCCCCGGCACGCCCGGGGCACCGGCGCUGCCGUCGAAGAUCGCCUCCGUCUCACCGGGAGAACCGGCCGGCCCGGGGGCUCCAUCCCUGGCCGCGGCGCUGCAGCCGGUGGAACCACGGGAGGACCCGGCCCGGCCGUUGGAGCCACAGGACACGCCCGGGGCUCCGGCCUCUGAGCCCACUCAGCCGACCGGGGAGCUGUUGUCAGGUACGGCCCUGCAGUCAGGGGGGCCCUCCGACCCCCAGAUUCCAGCCUUUGAGCUAGCCCUGCCCCCGGAGCGACUCUCGGCAGACGUGGCCCCGCCGUCCAGGUCACCGUCGGUGGAGGCCUUGCCCGAGGCAGGGGCGCCAGCCCCGGAACCUGGACGUGGGGCGACCAAAGAAGCGCCUCCACCCCCUCGGCACUCGCCGCCGCCGAAGCCCUGCAUGCUGCCCGUGCGCUGCGUCCCGGGCCCCGCCGCGCUCCGCCUCCGGGCCGAGGAGCAGGGCCUGCGCCGGCAGCUGUCGGAAGAGCCCAGCCCGCGGAGCUCCCCGCUGAUGCUGCGGCGGCUGUCGGUGGAAGAGUCUGGCCUGGGCCUCAGCCUGGGCCCGGGCCGCUCCCCGCACCUGAGGCGCCUGUCGCGCGCAGGCCCGCGCCUGCUGAGUCCGGACGCGGAGGAAGUGCCCGCCGCGCCGCCGCCGUCCGUCGUGCCCCUGGAGCCGACCGAGCACGAGUGGCUGGUGCGGGCGGCUGGGGGCUGUUGGACGCACCAGCUGCACGGGCUGCUGCUGCGCGACAGCGGCCUGGCGGCCAAGCGCGACUUCAUAUCUGGCUUCACGGCCCUGCACUGGGCCGCCAAGAGCGGCGACCGCGAGAUGGCGCUGCAGCUGGUGGAGGUCGCGCGGCGCGGGGGCGCGCCGGUGGACGUGAAUGCGCGCUCGCAUGGCGGCUACACGCCGCUGCACCUGGCGGCUCUGCACGGCCACGAGGACGCCGCCGUGCAGCUGGUGGUGCGCCUGGGCGCGCAGGUGCACGUGCGUGACCACAGCGGGCGGCGCGCCUACCAGUACCUGCCGCCCAGCGCCUCGUACGCGCUCCGCCGCCUCCUCGGCGACCCCUGCCUUCGAGGCUCCACGGAGGCCGACGCCACCGGUGCUGGUGGGGGCACUUUUGCGGCCCGGCGCCCAGUGCAGGUGGCCGCCACCAUCCUCAGUUCCACCACCAGCGCGUUCCUGGGUGUCCUGGCCGACGACCUGAUGCUCCAAGACUUGGCUCGAGGCAUGAGGAAGUCGGGCUCCUUUAGCAAGUUCCUGGGUGCCUCGCCCAUGGCUCCACGUAAAAAGACUAAGACCCGCAGUGGCCUGCCGGCUUUUUCAGAGAUCUCUCGUCGACCUACUCCGGGGUCCUUGGCUGGUCUGGCGCCCAGCCUGCCCCCUACAACCUGACGGCCCCUUUUGAAGCUCAGCUUGGUUGAUGUAACCCGGCCUGCCCCUCACAGUCUAAGCCUGCCCAAAACAGCGGUUCAACACCUCUGGCUCCAUCCUGUUUCCAGCUUUGUCCACUGAAGCCUGUUUUACCCCGGUGGGCCUACGCCUCUGGCUUCCUAGCUUCUGCCUGAAGCUUGACCUGUCUCUGGAGAUGGGAGUCAAGAUCUCAGUGAGAACGUCUAUAAAGAACUCCAGAAAUCAGGCUUGAACAUUGGAGACUCGAAUUUUAGGAUCAAAGUUAACCCGAAGCCUCUGCAUCUACACGCUCCCAAGCCAGAACUAGAGCAAGGAUCUCUUUAAACGUUGUGUGCUGCUGGAUUGUUUGUCAGCUUUAAGACACCUGGUGGUUUUGUAAUUUGAUGCUUUUAUCCUGUUUUUAAAUUAAAAUGAGGUAAAACAACUUUCAUAAUAAUCUUUUGAAAUUAUAUUUUUCCAUUUUUAGGCAAAAUGCUCAUUUUCAAUCUUUUGCUAAGUAUUUUGGAAUUCUAUUUAAAGAAAAAACAGAUCAAGAUCUAAAGGAAAUUAGUCCCAACCAACAAAACCCUUAAACGUUUAUCUACCUCAUUUUAGGAGCUCAAGGUUCUAGAGAGACUUGAACACAGAAUGUGACCAUUGUGAAUGUAAUUAAUUUCAAUUGUACUGUGACUGCUCAAUAUUAGGAAACAAGUGCAUCUUGGGAGUAAGAAUGAUUUAACAGUGAGAGAAAAGAGACAUUUUGGCAAAUACUUUUAAUUUCUGGUUGUCUUUAUGACAAAAUGUAAACAGUGUCUCCGGCACUGGUGGGUGAUUAUUUUGAUUUGGCAUGAAUAUUUAAUUUUUUAAGUGUGAUUUAUUUGUGAAUGCACCAUUGUGCCAUGUUUCUGAAUCUGGUUUUCCAGUCUGGCUGAGCCUUUCAAUGCAGUAGGUGAAUAUUCAGAGAAAAACAUGUCAUAGCAUUAUACCAGAAAAAUAACUGGUUAAGUGGAUACACUUAAACAGCAACUAUUUUAUAUGUAAAUUCUAUUCUAUAGAAACAAAAAGUAUGUUAUAUCCACCUUUAAAAGCCAUCUGAAAGGAAACAACUUACAGCAAAUGCAGAAUUCUUUGCUCAGUGACCUUAGAAGGAUGGCUUAACUUCUCUGGACCUUUGUUCCUAUCUGUAAUUGAGAAGGUUUGUAGCUAUUUACCAAGAGGUCCCAGGUUCAACAUAUUGUAAUUAUAAUGACUCUUUUUCUGUUUUAAAAAUGGGGACCCUAUUUGCUCAACCAGCCUUUUUAAAAUACCUAUUGUGUUAAUGCUCUGUUUUUGCAAAUUAUGUUUGCAUGUCAUUAGUUAUAUCAAAUAGUUUUGUGGCACAAGAGGAGUGUGGCUUCUCCCCCCUCUCUCUAUAUCAGUGAGGCCUCUGACAUUAUUUAAGGCCAUCCUUAAUGGAAUGUUUUGAUUUAAGCAAUGAAAUAAACAAGUCUCCCAUUUU
Molecule: messenger RNA, 3334 nt
Organism: Zalophus californianus (California sea lion)
Lineage: Eukaryota; Metazoa; Chordata; Mammalia; Carnivora; Otariidae
Gene: SOWAHA
Product: sosondowah ankyrin repeat domain family member A
Exons: 1
Coding region: 130-1839 (569 amino acids)
Molecular function (GO): protein binding
Source: RefSeq, a predicted model, not a curated record